AUGAGUCAAGAAGUAGAGGGAAUCGUCCGCUCCCAAAACGAGCUGUACGGCCGCAUUUCGCGCGCGUACGAAAACUUCAAGAAGUCGGGGCCGACGAAGAUCACGUUGGGGCUGGCUGAAGCGCGCCUUCAAGCUCUAGAAGCGAACUGGGCGAAAUUCGAAGCGCAAAAUGAUCAAUUGCUCCAACAAUCGCAGGAGGCUCUCGAUAAGCUCGACUACCGGAAGCAAGACUUGCCGGGGGUAGCCGAGGAAGCCUUCCUGCAGCAGAAAGGAGCGUUCUUAGACGCCAUCCGCAUCCUGAAGGCCAAGGAGAAGAGCGCCGCCGAGACCGCCGGAGCGGCCGGCACAGCGGAGUCGACUCCCCGCACUACUCUGACUCGUAUACAGCUGCCGCAUUUCUCCGGAAAGUACGAAGAUUGGCCUUCAUUCCGCGACUUGUUCCUGUCCAUUAUCGGGAAGGACUCAGAUACAACGAAGGUGGAGAAACUCCAUUAUUUGAAGUCCUGCUUGAAAGGUGAGGCUGACCUUCUUAUUCGCAAUGUGCCAACGACGGGCGAAAAUUAUGAGCGCGCGAGGAAAACUCUGAGUGCGUAUUACGAAAAUAAGCGAUUACUAGUGCGCGCGUAUCUCGCUAAUUUCAUCGCCUUACCGAAGAUGAAGGGCGAGUCGGCCGUCGAGUUGCGUAAGAUCUUCCAUAGCAUAAAAGCCACGGUCAGCUCAUUAGACAGUAUCGGUCGGGCGAUUAGCCGCAGCGAGGAUCUAUUCGUCUAUCUCGCUGUCGAACUCUUAGAUCCGCAAUCGCGUCGCGAGUGGGAAAAUUCCAUAAGUGCCGCGAGUGAGCCUCCGUCGUAUGGAUUGCUCGAACAAUUCCUCGAUCGCCGGUUAUAUACGUUGGAGUCGAUGCUCCCCGUAAAAGCCGAUGGUGCCGCGAACAAGGCGAGCGACGGAACGCAGAAAUCGACGCGGAGUCACCUCGCUCGAAAGCAGGAUGGCAAGGGUGAAGCAAAGCGUGGCCGUUGCUCUCUCUGCCAGAAAGAGCACAUACUCAUGUUCUGCGACGAUUAUAAGAAAAAGACGGCCGUCGAGCGGAAGCAAUACGUCGACGAUAACGGGUUGUGCGUGAAUUGCCUCGGGAAGCACAAAUUAGAUGACUGCGCCGUGAAGAAAAACUGUUACGCGUGUGGGGCGCGCCAUCAUUCGUCUCUCCACGACGCGUGUCGCGAGCUCGGAGUCGCGAAGACGUCGCACGUAGCAACGGAUUCGCCCGUCAAGACCGUGGCGGUGCUUCUUGCCACCGCUCGCGUCCGCGUAGCCGAUCGCCACAGUGCUUGGCACACCGCGCGAGCCUUGAUAGACCAAGGCUCGGAAUCGUCGAUGAUUUCGGAGCGACUCGCGCAACAAUUGAGACUGCCUCGUUUUCCGGUCGUGGUGAACGUCUUCGGAAUCCGCGGGCUGCAAUCGGGAGUAGCCCGAGGUCGAGUUGCGAUGACGCUGUCCUCGCGGAGCGAAGGACGUGCGUUUACAAUAUCCGCUCUCGUGUUCCCGCGGCUCACCGUGUAUGCCGGUGGCAUCGAAGCCGGAGCGGCUACUUGGCCGCACCUUCGCGGACUAGAAUUAGCGGAUCCAGAAUUUUGCUCGUCGGAUCCGAUCGAUGUACUUCUCGGCGCCGACAUUUACGCGUCGAUACUCCGUGCGGGGCUCCGGAAGGGAGGACCUCGCGAACCGGUCGCCCAGAACACGACGUUGGGGUGGAUCCUCUCGGGAGUGAUCGCUGAUUCCGUUUCCGGACACGUCGCGUACGCUCACCAAUGCCGGAUCGAGGAAGAUUUGGUGAGCGUGGUGCGCCGGUUUUGGGAGCAGGAGGAAGGUCCGUCGAGCGCGGUGACUCUCUCGAAGGAGGAAGCUGAGUGCGAGGAACAUUUCGUCCGGACGCAUUCGCGACGGCCCGAUGGACGCUAUGUAGUGCGCCUUCCUCUCAUCUCGCCGUUGCCGGACCUCUCCGAAACGCGUCGCGUAGCUGAGCGAGUGCUUCGAAGCAUGGAGAGUCGGUUCGCGCGGGAUGCCGACCUCCAGGCCGCGUACGUGGAUUUCAUGAAGCAGUAUGCCGAGCUGGGGCAUAUGGUGCCAGUCCGCGGCGACGACUUGAUUAGCGCUCGCGUGUGUUACUUGCCGCAUCACGGCGUUCUGCGGGAGACGAGCUCUACGACCAAGCUGAGAGUAGUCUUCAAUGGCUCAGCUACAGUCCCGUCCGGGGACUCAUUAAAUCAGCGCCUGAUGGUCGGACCCAACCUGCUGCCUGCGCUGACGGACGUUCUUCUACGAUGGCGCCGCCAUCGAUUCGUCUUCGCCACGGACAUCGAGAAGAUGUACCGGCAGAUUGACGUCCAUCGGGAGGAUGUGGACUUGCAGCGGAUUCUCUGGCGGUUCGAUCCACGAGAGCCUAUACUAGAGUAUUGGCUCACCACUGUUACGUACGGCCUGGCCUGCUCUCCACACCAAGCAAUUCGUACGACGCACCAGCUUGCCGAGGAUGAGAAGCAUCGAUUUCCGGAGGGAGCAAGCGUCCUGAAGGAGGACACCUACAUGGACGACGUGAUCUCCGGAGCGAAAACGCUGGCUGCCGCUUUAGAGAAACGGAGACAGUUGGAGCGGAUUUGCAUGGCAGGCGGCUUCCCGCUGAAAAAGUGGUCCGCCAAUGACGAGACCCUCCUGGAGGACGUGCCGGUGGAGGAUCGUCUACUGAAGGAGCCUCGAGGAUGGCAGCCGGGUGAGAGCCAUCUGACCUUGGGCCUGCGGUGGCAUCCGCACGACGAUCAAUUCUCGUAUACGACCCAGCUGAUCCGGACAGAAACGUUCACAAAACGAACGGUUCUCUCGCUGACAGCAAGACUAUUCGACCCACUGGGGUGGCUCGCCCCGGCCACGGUGCGCGCGAAGAUCCUUUUCCAGUCCACGUGGUUGCUGGGGAUAGAGUGGGACGAGCCGCUCCCGGAAGAAGAUGUGCAAAACUGGAGAGCAUUCCAGUCUGAUCUGCCCUCCCUGGAAGCCAUCCGCGUUCCGCGCUGGCUGACGAGCGGGGACGAGGGCUGCCGGCUGGAGCUCCAUGGCUUUGCUGACGCCUCGGAGCGAGCCUAUGCCGCCGUCAUCUAUUUGCGAGUCGAGAGAGGAGACGGAGAAGUGAAAGUGAGGCUGCUCGAGGCAAAAACGAAGGUUGCCCCGCUGAAACAGGUAACCUUGCCGCGUUUGGAGCUGAGCGCCGCGACUUUGCUUGUGCGACGAGUGGCUCACGUUCAGCGAGUCCUCGAAGCAAGGAAUGUCCCCUCGCAUCUGUGGUCGGACGCCAAGGUUGUGCUGGGCUGGAUCCGCGGACAUCUAUCGGCCUGGAAAACCUAUGUAGCCAAUAGGGUAAGCGAAAUCCAGACGACGCUGCCUGACGCAAUCUGGCACCACGUUCCCGGGCGAGAGAACCCCGCCGAUUGCGCUUCGCGCGGCAUAUCUUCAGCAGAGCUGGUAAACCACCCGCUCUGGUGGCGCGGCCCAUCAUGGCUGAGGACCGAAUCCAGCCCGUGGACCGCCCUUCCGGAGACCGAGCUUCCUGCUAGCCUGCCGGAUCGGCGAACGGCUGUGCACGCGACGGCCACGUCCGCGGAGAAGAUCGACGAGCCCUCAGAGUUGACGGGAUGUUCCUCCCUGACACGACUGUUACGACGGACGGCCUGGUGCCGUCGCUGGCUGCGGCGAUUGCCCCGGCAGAGGACCGUCGCUGACUCUCAAAUCAAUUUCAAAGCCACGCUCGUACUCCGGUUUUCCGAGCUCGAUGACGCCCGGCGUGGCUGGAUCCGAGUGAUGCAAGAAGCAGCAUUUAGCGAGGAGCUGAGAGCGAUUUCAAAGGGCGAGCAGCUGCCGGCACGCAGUAGCCUCGCUAAGCUAAACCCGCUUCGAGACGAGCAAGCGAUCCUGCGAGUGGGUGGGCGACUCCGGCACGCCCUCCUAGCUCCCGACGCAAAGCACCCGAUGAUCCUGCCGAGUGAGUCACAUUUCACGCGGCUCGUCAUCGAAGCGCACCAUCGACGGACGCUGCACGGAGGUGUGCAAAUGACGCUGAGUUUCAUCCGGCAGGAGUUUUGGAUACCUCGAGGUCGUUCACUUGUAAAGGGCUGCAUCCACCGCUGCUUAAUCUGUCUGCGAUGGCGGGCGGCUUUGCCGCAGCCGCUUAUGGGGGACCUGCCGCCGCCCAAGAUGUCGGACUACUCCGCGGAGGCGUUCCUGGCCGCCCUACGCCGAUUCGUCGCCCGCCGAGGCCUGUGUCGCGCGCUUUAUAGCGAUUGCGGGACGAACUUCGUCGGAGCCGACGCUCAGCUGAAAGCCUUGUUCUCCGCUAGCAAGGCCGACGAAUCGCAGCACGCGUCGCAGAGGAGAGCAUACAGUGGCGAAACGAAACUAACGUACGAGGAGAUGACCACCGUCCUUGCGCAAGUCGAAGCGUGCUUGAACUCACGCCCGCUCCAAGCCCUAUCAGAUGACCCGGAGGACUUAACCGCGCUGACGCCGGGCCACUUCCUCAUCGGUUCAGCACUCAAUGCAGUACCCGAGCCGUCUCUAGCCGAGGAGUCAACGAGCCGUCUCUCCCGGUGGCAGCUGCUGCAAAGAAUUCGGGAUCAAUUCUGGGACCGGUGGUCAAAGGAAUAUCUCCACACGCUGGCGCACCGGCCAAAAUGGGUCAAAGCUAGCGAGGAAAUUCAGGUCGGCCGAUUGUGCCUCCUGAGGAGCGAAACGACCCCACCGACAAAAUGGCCUCUAGCGAGAAUCGAGGAGCUGCACCCCGGGGGGGACGGCCACAUCCGCGUAGUCUCCGUUCGAACGGCUACCUCGCGCUUUACCCGGCCCGUGAGUAAGCUCGUUCUCCUCCCCGUGAGCGCCGCGCCUGAGGAUGACGUCCGCUAA
This is a messenger RNA of Temnothorax curvispinosus, 4944 nucleotides long. RefSeq lists its product as uncharacterized. Gene Ontology annotation, molecular function: nucleic acid binding. The record is from RefSeq and is a predicted model, not a curated record. The transcript is spliced from 3 exons. Lineage: Eukaryota; Metazoa; Arthropoda; Insecta; Hymenoptera; Formicidae. Bases 1 to 4944 code for a protein of 1647 amino acids.